Nerophis lumbriciformis (worm pipefish) is the source of this 2634-nucleotide messenger RNA. The record is from RefSeq and is a predicted model, not a curated record. NCBI's taxonomy places the organism in Eukaryota, Metazoa, Chordata, Actinopteri, Syngnathiformes, Syngnathidae.
AUGAGGGUUUUGUCCUGUAACCAACAGACCUCCUCUCACCACUUCUUGUACUCUCUUUUAUGUACAGAGUUCUCCUUUGCUGCCGCUGCUGCUGAUGGACCUAUAAAGAAAUUGGAUUUAAACCAAGAAAAUAAACAUCUAAGCUGUCCUGGAAAAUAUGAAGAGCAGGAUUUGGAGGACAUACUAUCUGGAGUGCCUUUAAAUAUUUCGGACACUGAACAAGAGGAAGGGGAGAUCUUAACUGAGAGUGAGGAGGCACAAUCACCUGACGCAACAAAGAGUGUGAAGGUGGCAGGAAUACUUCGGAAGAAGAACUCUGAUUCAACGUAUACCGCUUCAGAGGAACAGAAGACAUCAGGAAAUAUUUCAGCACAAAGUCCUGGUAAUAAACGUUUCAAAACAGUUUGUCCAACAUCAUCCAAGGCUUCUUUUUCAACAAUAGAAGAAGUCAUGGAAAUGUUCGCAUCAGUUCGCUUGGAAAUCCGAAAGAAAUAUAUGAAGCUUCACAAAACAUUUCCAAGGAAGAGUUUCUUUGGUGUAGUGGAGAACUUUAGAAAGUCUCUUUUGGAAUUUGUGGACGGAGCACAUUUUGGUCAAAUAUGCUGUCAAGCCACGGAUCUGAAAUCAAAGCUGAAAGACUUAAUCGAUUCGUUGUUUGACAAAGUAACUGACAAUGGUAUUGUGAAACGUAUCUUUGAACAACAAGCUGUUGACCUGAAACAAAAGUUGUGGGUCUUUGUGGAUAACCAAGUGGACUUUUUGCUCAAGGAUGUUCACAUGACCUUGAAGCACUUUGGUAGAUCAGCAAAAACUUUAUCUGAAGAAAACAUUCCUCGCGGUCACGAAAGUGAAAGACUUUUGAAGUAUCCUUACGAGAGGACACAAUCGCAAAAGGAUUUAAAGGGUAGUCUAAACAACUUGGAUCAACUGAAACCAUUCCGCUCUCCGUAUAAAACAGGUCUUGGUAGUCAAGGCAAAAACAUCAGAAUUACCAAUCCGGAAAAGGAAGAAAAAAACCAACAAACACAAAAUGAUGAUGACAAUGAUUCAGGAGUUGACCAUUUUUCUCCUCAGAAGCCGUCUAUCUCAGGGAAACACAAAAUGGAUCCUCUCAUAGCCUCUCACAGCACAGUGCAGUUUGAAAAAAGUGACUUUGAACUUCUUACGGACCAGCAAACUAAAAGUUUAACAUUUAACCUGGUAAGAGAUUCUCAAAUGGGAGAAAUAUUUAAGUGUCUCCUGCAUGGGACUGACUUACUUGAAACCAAUGAAAAAACAGGCGAGACAUCAGCAUGGGCUCUUGGAACUCCAAAAAAGAAUGGGGAACGACUCCUCAGCAUUACAACGCCAAGUAAAUUGUACUCUCCGUCUAAAUUUCUUUCCCCAACCAAAUUUGAUACUCCCUCCAAACUUGUUGGAACAUGGUGCAGCAUGUCACUUCAGGAGAAAGUUCAGGCCAAACCAAAUCCAGCUUUAUUUGAUGAAAGCUGCCUGCUUGAGAUACCGUCAGAGAAUCAAGCAACACUACAAUCAGGCAUUUUGUCACAGGGGAAUCCUUGUAUUCUAGCUGAAGAUCUUGCAGUUUCCCUUACUAUUCCAUCACCUCUUAAGUCUGACAGCCACCUGAGCUUUCUCCAACCAUCUGGUAGCCAUCUUAUAUCCACUCCUGACAGUGUCAUCAGUGCUCACAUUGGUGAGGAUGCUCUGCUAGAUGGUGAAGAUGCUUCAGAACAAGAAAUUCACCUGGCCCUUGACACAGACAACUCCAGCCUUGGGUCGAGCAACAGUGGGCACGUAGAGACAGUUGUCAAUACUUUUGUGUUGAAGCCAGAUUUGCCUAUGCACGCACUCGUGAUGGAGAAGUCCAAUGAUCAUUUCAUUUUGAAGAUCCGUCAGGGAAUGACAUUUUCCACAGAUGAAAGGUCAAAUCAUACAGCAACAGAAGAUAAUUAUCGUGGAAAAUAUGUGGCAGUUCAGGAAAGCCAAGACAAAAAUUUGAACAGCACACUGCCCAGUUUGGACGAUGAGCACCCCAAACCAACAGUCAAUACAGAGAGAGACUGUCCAAGUCCCCUGUGUGAUUCCGAAACGAUUUCUUCUGAUUCCCAAACAAGUUCAAGUCCUUUCAAAGAUUCUGCGCAAGGCAAAAGCGAAAGCUCAGGAAAAAGGAUAAGCCAAGAUGUUGCCAACCCUUCUGACCUGCAGGGAGAGGUGGAGAGUUCAGUGCCACAUCAAACUGUAAAGGACACUACUAGACGCACAGAAAAAGACUCUAAGGACUGUGAGAAAAGUAAAAAACGGAAAAGGCACCAUGAGCAAUCAAAGGAAAAGCGAACAAGAAGAAACGAAGAGAACUGUAUUCAAGACUCCAAAAAUGAUGUUGAACCACAAUCCUUAUCUACAUCCUCAAAUAGUUUAUCUGCCAAGAAUGUCAUCAAGAAAAAAGGAGCUUUGGUGAUGGCAUGGACCAGAGAUGAAGAUCGAGCUAUUCUGGUUCAACUACAAACAAAAGGUGCUUCCCGCAAAACGUUUGCUGCGCUGUCAGAUAUGCUGAACAAACCAUCAGAACAGAUUUCUCAGAGAUUUUGCCAGCUCAUGAAUCUCCUCAAGAAGCAGGGCAGGAUGAAUACCUGA